Peronospora farinosa is the source of this 1179-nucleotide messenger RNA. The record is from the annotation of a GenBank genome assembly. NCBI's taxonomy places the organism in Eukaryota, Oomycota, Peronosporomycetes, Peronosporales, Peronosporaceae.
AUGACACAGACUUCUACCCCGAACGACCGCACUUUUCUGUUCACGUCCGAGUCUGUAAACGAAGGCCAUCCAGAUAAACUCUGUGAUCAGAUCUCGGAUGCUGUGCUAGAUGCCUGCAUAGCUGAAGACCCCAACUCUCGCGUGGCCUGUGAGACUUGCGCCAAGACUGGCAUGGUCAUGAUCUUUGGUGAGAUCAGUACCAAGGCAAUUGUUAACUACGAGAAGGUUAUCCGUGAUACUAUUAAGAACAUCGGGUACGAUGACCCGGCAAAGGGUCUAGACUACAAGACCGUGAACGUCAUUGUUGCCAUUGAACAGCAGUCACCGGACAUUGCCCAGUCUGUUGACUCUGUCACGGACGAAGACGUUGGUGCUGGUGAUCAGGGCAUUAUGUUUGGCUACGCUUCAGAUGAAACGCCAGAACUCAUGCCAUUGUCGCACGUGCUGGCCACUAAGCUUGGCUCGAAGCUAACGGAUGUGCGCAAGAACGGAACUCUUGACUGGAUUCGUCCUGAUGGCAAGACCCAAGUCACUGUGGAAUACAAGAAGGACGAUGGUCGCAUGAUCCCUCAGCGUGUACACACAGUUGUCAUCUCCACUCAGCACAAUGAUGAUGUGACGAAUGAGCAAAUUUCUGCUGACCUUAUGAAACACGUUAUUCAGACGGUCAUUCCGGAGAAAUACUUGGAUGAUAAGACUGUGUACCACUUGAAUCCGUCUGGACGGUUUGUGAUUGGUGGUCCCCAUGGCGACGCUGGUCUCACCGGCCGCAAGAUUAUUAUUGACACGUACGGUGGCUGGGGUGCUCACGGUGGUGGUGCCUUCUCUGGCAAGGACACGACUAAGGUUGACCGCUCGGCUGCUUACGCUGCUCGUUGGGUCGCCAAAUCUAUGGUUGCUAAAGGUCUUGCCCAUCGCCUUCUUGUGCAGUUCUCAUACGCGAUUGGUGUACCUUAUCCUUUGUCGAUCCACGUCGACUCGUACGGCACGGUGAAGGAGGGAUUGUCCGACGACGAGCUGGUGGAAAUCAUCAAGAAGAACUUCGACCUGCGUCCGGGCAUGAUCCAGAAGACGUUGCAGUUAAAGCGUCCUAUCAUGCAGAAGACUGCUGCUUAUGGCCACUUUGGUCGCGAGGACGCGGACUUUACGUGGGAAACGGUGAAGGAGCUCGAGUGUUAA